Pseudophryne corroboree (corroboree frog) is the source of this 5107-nucleotide messenger RNA. It is a transcript of the gene MARK2, whose product is annotated as microtubule affinity regulating kinase 2. Lineage: Eukaryota; Metazoa; Chordata; Amphibia; Anura; Myobatrachidae. Gene Ontology annotation, cellular component: cytoplasm. Gene Ontology annotation, molecular function: tau-protein kinase activity; protein serine/threonine kinase activity; ATP binding. The record is from RefSeq and is a predicted model, not a curated record. The transcript is spliced from 20 exons. Gene Ontology annotation, biological process: intracellular signal transduction; microtubule cytoskeleton organization; protein phosphorylation. The coding region runs from base 1167 to 3500 and encodes 777 amino acids.
GCCGCGCGCGCGUACACAUUUCUCCACCUCGCACUCUCUCCCUACGCCCCAAAUAGUGAGCGAGACACAGAGAGCGCGCCCAGCCCGUCCGCACCCACGCACACACCUGGUCACGCAGGAGGGAGAUGAGCUGCGCGCGACGGGGGAAGUGGGAGGUGGAAGAGAGCGCGAGAGCUGGGCGGGAGAAUUACCUGUCACCCCCCCAACACACACACACUCCGCCCCCACCCUCACUCACCACCUGACAGCCCCGUACAGGUCUGACCAGGCGGCGCCGCCGGCGUUAUCGCUGCUACCUAUUAGUGCAUAGGAGGAGGGGGCGGCCCGGGGUGUGUGUGUAUAUAUCAGGGCAGCAGUGUGUAUGGUGCUAAUGUGUGCCUACCUGAUGGUGAGUGACAUCUGCUCCCUGUCCUGCCCUCCCCGCACUGGGGUAGAUGCGUGCCCUCGGGGUGCAGGUCACUCCUACUGCUUGGCUACCCUGUUCUGUGGUGACGAUAUAUAGUGCCCCAUCGUGGGGAGAAUAUUGCUACCGACCUGGGCCUAGUAAGGGACACUGAAUUUGGGCACAGUUUGCCCCAUCCCCUGAGCUUGUCUUGUUACCCCCUGGGGUAUUCAGAUUUUGUCCUGGGACAUCCCAAGCCUCUCCAGCCAUAUCUAGGUAUAUAAAGAGCGAUUUGUGAACAAAUGUAAAACUAGAGAUCUUUUAUAGUUGUUGUUGCUGCUGCCAUCUAAGCCCCUCUGGGAGCUAAGUGCUGCCCAUUACACCUCCUAUCAGACUUUGGAUAGAUUUGUAAGAACACUUUAAAUCUUGCAUUAUUAUGCUGAAAAAUAAAAGUCUAUCUGCGCGCGCAGUUAUAAAUUAAUGUAGGAUUGUUUUGCCGAUUGAAUCUCUCCCUGAGUGCAUUUAUUGUCUGGUUCAGUACAUAUCCACUCUGGUGUCGCUGAUGGCCAUUUGCUCCCCCUCUCUGUAGCUGGUACUUUACGUCAAACAAGCAUCAAGUUUAAUCAAGUUUAAUCCUUUUGACCAAUGCUGUUCUCCACACGGAUGUACCAUUAAGUAAAAUGUCCGCUCGGAAUCCGCUACCGACUGUGAAUGAACGUGAUGCUGACCAAAUCAUACUUCUUUCUCCUGGAAUGUAGAAUAACAAGAUUGUCCUGCAAGAUGCAUGUGUUUUAUGAAGUUGGUAAAAGUUGUGUUACAGCCAACCUUGGGUCACGCAGACUCAAAGACGAGCAGUGGGGGUAGCAACAGCAAACCCAAUAUGCUGAGAUGUCGCACAUCAAUUCCAACCUCUGCAGAUGAGCAACCACAUAUCGGAAACUAUCGUCUCCUCAAAACCAUCGGCAAAGGCAAUUUUGCCAAGGUCAAAUUAGCACGCCAUGUUCUAACUGGGAAAGAGGUCGCAGUAAAAAUUAUAGACAAAACACAGAUGAAUAGUUCUAGUUUGCAGAAGCUCUUCAGAGAAGUGAAAAUCAUGAAGGUUCUGAACCACCCUAACAUAGUCAAAUUAUUUGAGGUUAUAGAAACUGAGAAGACAUUGUACCUGGUCAUGGAAUAUGCUAGUGGAGGUGAGGUGUUUGAUUAUUUGGUUGCUCACGGAAGGAUGAAAGAAAAGGAGGCACGUUCUAAGUUCCGGCAGAUUGUUUCUGCCGUUCAGUAUUGUCAUCAGAAGCUUAUAGUACACAGGGAUCUGAAGGCUGAGAACCUGCUGCUAGACUCUGAUAUGAACAUAAAGAUUGCUGACUUUGGCUUUAGCAACCAAUUCACUUUUGGGAACAAGCUGGAUACGUUCUGUGGGAGCCCGCCUUAUGCAGCCCCUGAGCUCUUCCAGGGAAAGAAGUAUGAUGGGCCUGAGGUGGAUGUUUGGAGCCUUGGAGUUAUCCUUUAUACAUUAGUCAGUGGUUCUUUACCUUUUGACGGGCAGAACCUAAAGGAGCUGCGAGAGCGUGUGUUAAGGGGCAAAUAUCGCAUACCUUUCUACAUGUCUACAGAUUGUGAGAACCUGCUGAAAAAAUUCCUCAUAUUAAACCCAAGCAAGAGGGGUACACUGGAGCAAAUCAUGAGGGAUCGCUGGAUGAACGUGGGACACGAAGAUGAUGAGCUGAAACCAUAUAUUGAGCCAGUUCCAGACUACAAGGAUCCCAGAAGGACAGAGUUAAUGGUAACUAUGGGCUACUCCCAGGAAGAAAUCAAGGACUCUCUUAUUGGCCAGAAAUAUAAUGAGGUCAUGGCAACCUACCUGCUGCUUGGGUACAAGUCCUCCGAGUUGGACAAUGACAACAUGACCCUAAAGCCUAGACCGCCUCCAGACAUUACAAACAGCACAGCUGCUUCACCUGCUAACAAGGUGCACAGAAGUGUAUCUGCCAAUACCAAGCAGAGGAGGCUCAGCGACCAGGUUGGGUCAGUUAUCCCCACAUCAAAUUCCUACUCCAAAAAAACCCAAUGUAACAAUGCAGAGAACAAACGACCGGAUGAGGAACGAGAAAGUGGACGCAAGUCCAGCAGCACUGUUAGGGUGCCACCAAGUCCCUUGUCUGGGCUGGAGAGGAAGAGAACCACUCCAACGCCAUCUACGAACAGUGUAUUAUCCACUGGCACCAAUCGUAGUCGCAAUUCCCCUAUGCUAGAGAGAUCCAACCUUGGACCAGGAUCAGUUCAGAAUGGCAAGGAUAGCUUUUCCACGCCUGGCUCCCGUGCCUCCACCGCUUCUGCCCCAGCCACCUCAGCCCGGACCCGUCAGCAUCAGAAAUCCAUGUCCACCUCUAUGCAUCCUUCAAAACCCACACCUUCCUUGGAGGGCAACUGUGACAGACCAAGCACAGCCCCCCAAAGAGUCCCUGUUGCAUCGCCAUCAGCUCACAACAUCAGCAGUGCUGCCACAGAAAGGACCAACUUCCCGCGUGGAGUAUCCAGUAGAAGCACUUUCCAUGCUGGUCAGAUUCGUCAGGCUCGGGACCAGCAGAACUUGCAAUUUGGAGGCGUCACACCAGCCUCUCCGUCUGGCAACAGCCAAGGACGGCGGGGGGCAACUGGGAACCUCUUCAGCAAAUUCACAUCCAAGUUCGUACGCAGAAAUCUGUCUUUCAGAUUUCCCAGAAGGAACCCAAAUGAACCAGAAGGGAAAGAACGAGUGGAGAGCACCAGACCUCACCUGACUGUGCCCGAGAAGGAGAAAGAUGACUUGAGGGACUCCAAGCCACGCUCUCUGCGCUUUACAUGGAGCAUGAAAACCACCAGCUCAAUGGAGCCCAAUGAGAUGAUGAAUGAAAUCCGCAAGGUGCUAGAUGCCAACAGCUGCGAACAUGAAUCACAAGAAAAGUACAUGCUGCUCUGUGUCCAUGGCUCUCCAGGUCAUGACAGCUAUGUACAGUGGGAGAUGGAAGUGUGCAAGCUUCCUCGUCUCUCCCUCAACGGUGUGCGCUUCAAAAGAAUUACUGGCACCUCUAUGGCGUUUAAGAACAUUGCCUCCAAAAUUGCCAACGAACUAAAACUUUAACAGGGUUCCUGCUCUGUAAGGGAAAGAGACAAAACAGCAAAAUUAGACUCUCACAGGCACCCUGUCCUCAGCUUGCCCAGCACUCUUACCCAAGAGGAUACAGGAAAUUCCAUUUUGUUUCUCCUUGCUGGCACAUCCUGGAAGGGCAGAGCAGGGAGUAAGGAUGGAGACGGGCAGGGUGCCAGGGAAUAACUACUGCUCCUUUCAUUGUAGGUUUUGAGGGUAUUUUAUUUGAAAUAGAUUUAUAAUUUUUUUUUUUUUCCGAUUGGGGAUGGGACACAGAUUAUCUAAUAGACUUAUAGGAGUAAGCAUUGUAGAAUGAGAGCAUAGAAUGUUUGCCCCUCCCAUAAAUGUGUCACCUGUAUAAUACUGUUAUUUCUGGUACAGUUUAUAUAUCAGAAGAUGAGAUAUUUAAAGGAGUAUUCUUUUUACGCCCUCUUUUUUUUUCGUCGUCAUCUUUCUUUACAGAUAACAGUUCCAAGUUGCAUUGUAUAGAAGGAGUUUAAAAAUGUCUUAGACACUGAACUAAUAGCUCAGGGUGCCCGUAAUGCCACAGGUACACGUAGAGGCAAACACCACGGGCCCAGAUGUAAUAGCGUCCGAGUUUGCCAGAGGUGAAGGAUGCCGCCCGAACUCAUACAUUUUUACAAGGUAUGGUUUUGCCUUGUAAUUGAUUGCCCCUUUAAAAAAAAAACAUCCGAGUUUGGCCGGCAUCCUGCACCACCGGCAAACUCAGCCGCUAUUACAUCUGGCCCCAUAUCGGGGACGUUUGUGUGAGUAGCCAUAUUUGUGCUGUAUGGAGGAAACCUAGUGGGCUGCCAAUAAUUGUUUUGGGGGUUUUCUUGUGUUUAUUUUUUAUUUUUUUGUUUAUUUUUAGCUGCAUCUGAGAGUUAUCAGCUGGUGUUUAACUGCAGCAAUCAGUGGUUGGUACAUCUUCAGUUACUUGGUGGUACAAUAAUACAGACAACUCUUCCGCUCCAAAUAUACGUAAUGUCUUUCUCUUGUUUCUAUUUCACUCUUCUCCAGCUCAGAGUUGCCUUCAUUUUUCUCCUGUUUUGUAUACACUGACAUGCAUUGGAUUGAAAUGUUGAUUUACACACAUUUCUCAUGAAAAGGAACAUCACCGGAGCCCACUAGGAUUUUCUCCUACUUGUUAAUGUUCCCACAAUUUCUACAACUUUAGCAGCAUGGCAACACACCAUUACUAUGUUGGAAUAUAUAGAUUGCACAUCUUUAGACACUUGUAUGAAGGGCAGGAAUUGUCUGCAACACUCACCAUGUAUAUAUCUGUCUGUAGAUAGAUCUGAAUCCAGGAAUGUAUCCAUCAAAUACUAGGAGUAUUGGAAAUAGAUGAAGGGAGACAACCUUACUGAGGGAAGCAUACUAUAUCAGACUUGGCAACCCCUCAGCUGCAGUGCUGGGCUGUAUCUGUUGUAUAUAUCAAGUGCGUGACUCCCAGCAGCAGCUGAGAAGUGAUGCGGUUUCCAUGGUCCUUUGUGGUCAGUGAUCACUUGCUAGCGUUAUGGUUUAUUUUGUUUUUAUUUUCCCUUUUGUGUGAAUGAUUUCAUUGCUGUUUGAAGAAAAGAAAAAAAAACUGGUGACAAUGA